AUGGAAAAUCUGAUUGAAAUGGAGCUAUAUCAAAACAAUCUCAGUGGUCCAAUCCCUCAUUCUCUGGCUAAUUUAACUAAACUAGAGAAGCUCUAUUUGUAUGGAAAUCAAUUAUCUGGUCCGGUGUCUAUAGAAAUUGGAGAUAUGAAAAGUCUGGUUGAAUUGGACCUAUCUCAAAACAAACUCAGUGGUCCACUCCCUCAUUCUCUGGUUGAUUUUAACAAUCUCGUUUUCUUGGCAGUAUCUCAAAACAAACUCAGUGGUCCACUCCCUCAUUCUUUGUCUAGUUUAAGUAAACUAGAAAUACUUUAUCUGUUUGACAAUCAAUUAUCUGGUCUAGUGCCUUCAGAAAUUGGAUAUAUGGAAAAUCUUGUUGAAUUGGACCUAUCUCAAAAUAAACUCAGUGGUCCACUCCCUCAUUCUUUGUCUAGUUUAAGUAAACUAGAAAUACUCCAUUUGUUUGACAAUCAAUUAUGUGGUCUAGUGCCUUCAAAAAUUGGAUAUAUGGAAAAUCUGAUUGAACUGGAGCUAUAUCAAAACAAUCUCAGUGGUCCAAUCCCUCAUUCUCUGGCUAAUUUAAGUAAACUAGAGAAGCUCUAUUUGUAUGGAAAUCAAUUAUCUGGUCCGGUGCCUACAGAAAUUGGAGAUAUGAAAAAUCUGGUUGAAUUGGACCUAUCACAAAACAAACUUAGUCGUCCACUCCCUCAUUCUCUGGUUGAUUUUAACAAUCUCGUUUUCUUGGCAGUAUCUCAAAACAAACUCAGUGGUCCACUCCCUCAUUCUUUAUCUAGUUUAAGUAAACUAGAAAUACUCUAUUUGUUUGACAAUCAGUUAUCUGGUCUAGUGCCUUCAGAAAUUGGAUAUAUGGAAAAUCUUGUUGAAUUGGACCUAUCUCAAAACAAACUCAGUGGUCCACUCCCUCAUUCUUUAUCUAGUUUAAGUAAACUAGAAAUACUCCAUUUGUUUGACAAUCAAUUAUCUGGUCUAAUGCCUUCAAAAAUUGGAUAUAUGGAAAAUCUGAUUGAACUGGAGUUAUAUCAAAACAAUCUCAGUGGUCCAAUCCCUCAUUCUCUGGCUAAUUUAAGUAAACUAGAGAAGCUCUAUUUGUAUGGAAAUCAAUUAUUUGGUCCGGUGCCUACAGAAAUUGGAGAUAUGAAAAAUCUGGUUGAAUUGGACCUAUCUCAAAACAAACUCAGUGGUCCACUCCCUCAUUCUCUGGUUGAUUUUAACAAUCUCGUUUUCUUGGCAGUAUCUCAAAACAAACUCAGUGGUCCACUCCCUCAUUCUUUGUCUAGUUUAAGUAAACUAGAAAUACUCUAUCUGUUUGACAAUCAAUUAUUUGGUCUAGUGCCUUCAGAAAUUGGAUAUAUGGAAAAUCUUGUUGAAUUGGACCUAUCUCAAAACAAACUCAGUGGUCCACUCCCUCAUUCUUUGUCUAGUUUAAGUAAACUAGAGAAGCUUUAUUUGGAUGGAAAUCAAUUAUCUGGUCCGGUGCCUACAGAAAUUGGAGAUAUGAAAAAUCUUGUUGAAUUGGACCUAUCUCAAAACAAACUCAGUGGUCCAAUCCCUCAUUCUCUGGCUAAUUUAAGUAAACUAGAGAAGCUCUAUUUGUAUGGAAAUCAAUUAUCUGGUCCGGUGCCUACAGAAAUUGGAGAUAUGAAAAAUCUUGUUGAAUUGGACCUAUGUCAAAACAAACUCAGUGGUCCACUCCCUCAUUCUUUGUCUAGUUUAAGUAAACUAGAAAUACUCCAUUUGUUUGACAAUCAAUUAUCUGGUCUAGUGCCUUCAGAAAUUGGAUAUAUGGAAAAUCUGAUUGAACUGGAGCUAUAUCAAAACAAUCUCAGUGGUCCAAUCCCUCAUUCUCUGGCUAAUUUAAGUAAACUAGAGAAGCUCUAUUUGCAUGGCAAUCAAUUAUUUGGUCAUGUGCCUUCUGAAAUCGGAGAUAUGAAAAAUCUUAUUGACUUGGAGCUAUCUCAAAACAACCUCAGUGGUCCAAUCCCUCAUUCUCUGUCUAAUUUAAGUAGAUUACAAACCCUCUAUUUGCAUUCGAAUCAGUUAUUUGGUACCAUACCUCAAGAUUUUGGUAGUCAAGCAUCCAUUGUAGAAUUCCAGUUGGCCAACAACCUCUUAUCUGGAAGCUUACCUCAACAAAUAUGCAAAGGACGAUCACUUCAAAAAUUAACAGUUGAAAACAAUUGUCUUACGGGUCCUAUUCCAGACUUAAGAAAUUGCACAAGUUUAAGUAGAGUUAAACUUGAAAACAACCAAUUUGUAGGAAAUAUAACUGACAAUUUUGGUGUACAUCCACAUCUUUAUUACAUUGAUAUAAGUCACAAUAGACUAUAUGGAGAGUUGUCACCAAAUUGGGGAAAAUGUAAGAAUUUGUCUGUUCUGAAGAUUUCUGGAAAUAAUAUUAGUGGGAAGAUACCACUUGAGGUUGGUCAGUUAACUCAACUUGGAGAACUUGAUCUUUCUUCCAACAAACUUGCUGGAGAAAUACCAAGGGAACUUGGUAACUUAUCUACAUUGCUCCUUUUGUAUUUAAAUGACAACCAGAUUUCAGGGCAUGUACCAGUUGAAAUCGGCAAGUUAAUCAAUUUGGACCAUCUAGAUCUAUCGGCAAACUGCUUGAUUGGAUCAAUCCCGACACAACUUGGUCAAUGCUCCAAAUUGUUGUCAUCAAAUUUGAGCUAUAAUUCAUUGAAUGGAAGCAUUCCAUCUCAAAUUGGUGAUCUUGUAUCCCUACAAGUUCAAUUGGACCUUAGUCAUAACUCAAUCAGUGGACCGAUACCACCAGAGCUUGGGAAUUUGAUGAUGCUGGAAAUUUUGAAUCUAUCCCAUAAUAUGGUCACAGGGUCAAUCCCUUUUUCUCUUGAAAAUAUGGUUAGCUUAGUAUCUCUUGAUUUGUCCUAUAAUGAUUUGGAGGGUGUUGUUCCUAACAAUCGGAUUUUUAGAAAUGCUUCACCUCAAGCAUUUAGAAACAAUAAAGGGUUAUGUGGUGAACUCCAAGGUCUACUUCCCUGCAAUCGAUCUCUUACAAGCAAAGGAAUGAAAAAAAAUGGACACAAAGUUGUCAUAUCCAUUGUUGCUUCUUUUAUAGGAAUUGUGGUCCUAAUAUUUGCAUUUAUCUGUGUUUUCUUCCUCUUGCGAAAGAAAGUGAAAAAGGAGAAUAUAGAACAAGCAAGAAGAAACCAUGGAAAUGUAUUUUCAAUAUGGAAUUUCGAUGGAAAGAUUGCUUAUGAGGACAUUAUUCAAGCAACAGAGGAUUUUGAUGCCAAAUAUUGCAUUGGAAUUGGAACUUAUGGGAGUGUUUACAAAGCAGUGCUACCUACAGGCCAUGUAGUUGCCUUGAAGAAGUUCCAUCCGUUGGAAGGUGAGAUGAUAGUUGAUGAUGAAAGCUUUGGGAAUGAGAUUCGUGUGUUAACAGAAAUAAGGCAUCGAAACAUUGUCAAACUUUAUGGAUUCUGCUCUCAUCCACGAUGCAUGUUUCUUGUUUAUGAGUACAUGAAAAAAGGAAGCAUAGCACGUAUCUUAAGCAAUCAAGCAGAGGCUAUUGAGUUUGAUUGGCAGAAAAGAGUAAAUGCCAUCAAAAGUGUGGCCAAUGCUUUGUCUUACUUGCAUCAUGAUUGCAUUCCCCCAAUAAUUCAUCGGGAUAUUUCAAGCAAAAAUAUAUUGCUGGACUUGGACCUUGAGGCUCAUGUAUCUGAUUUUGGCAUUGCAAGAUUAUUAAAGCCAGACUCAUCUAAUUGGACGUCAAUUAAAGGAACUCAUGGAUAUAUUGCUCCAGAGCUUGCAUACACGAUGGCUUUAACUGAGAAGUGUGAUGUAUAUAGUUUCGGAGUGGUGGCAUUAGAAACAAUUAUGGGAAAGCAUCCAGGGGAGCUCAUCUCAUCCUUAACAUCAUUAGUUGGCCAAAAGAUUCUACUAAGGGACAUGUUAGACCCAUGCCUCACCUUUCCAUCAGACCAAAAUGUUGCAAAGGAUGUGGUUUCUAUUGUGAGAAUAGCACUUGCAUGUUUACGCAAUCACCCACAAUCCCGCCCAAAUAUGCAUCAAGUAUCAAAAAAGCUACUUUUUCUCCAACCAUCAUUUGUGGAGAAUUUGAAUACAAUUACUGUAGGUGACCUAAAUGCUACUGAAAUACAAUAAUUAUGAUCGACGGCUCAUUCGACCAACAGGGGACUGACGCGAUUCGUUUAAGACCACACUCAAAAUUAAACAAUAAAUCUCAAGGGAUGGCAUAGCUAAAGUGCUCACUGUGUGGACCAUAGAGCUGAUCUUUAUUUCUUUGGAGGGAAUAGCAGCUGCAUUUUCAGCUUAUUGUCAUGCAGAGCUUUCUAGCUGCUGGAAGUGCCUACCAUUGUUCAUAUAUUCCUGGGCUUGAUGUUGGGGUUGUCCCAUGUGCUGCAAUUCUUGUAUUUGUGGUCACUCGAUCUUUUGUGUGGGAAUUAUUAUUUUCCUUUCCAUGGAAAUUUAAUUUUCAUUUUAGUCUU
Molecule: messenger RNA, 4493 nt
Organism: Macadamia integrifolia
Lineage: Eukaryota; Viridiplantae; Streptophyta; Magnoliopsida; Proteales; Proteaceae
Product: probable leucine-rich repeat receptor-like protein kinase At1g35710
Exons: 4
Coding region: 1-4149 (1382 amino acids)
Biological process (GO): protein phosphorylation
Molecular function (GO): protein kinase activity; ATP binding; protein binding
Source: RefSeq, a predicted model, not a curated record